This is a messenger RNA of Ictalurus punctatus (channel catfish), 3689 nucleotides long. It is a transcript of the gene oma1, whose product is annotated as OMA1 zinc metallopeptidase. Gene Ontology annotation, biological process: mitochondrial protein processing; protein quality control for misfolded or incompletely synthesized proteins. The record is from RefSeq and is a predicted model, not a curated record. The transcript has 8 exons. Gene Ontology annotation, cellular component: mitochondrial inner membrane. The coding region runs from base 395 to 1900 and encodes 501 amino acids. Gene Ontology annotation, molecular function: metalloendopeptidase activity. NCBI's taxonomy places the organism in Eukaryota, Metazoa, Chordata, Actinopteri, Siluriformes, Ictaluridae.
AACCAUAUGCGCUGUUCAAGAGGACUGUUUUUCGUGUAACACUCGACCUCGACCGAUCUUUUGUCCAGUUAAUCGAUCUUACUCAGCUGUGCACUCAGUUCCUUGUUGUUGUAGCCGUUAAGUGUGUCCGGCUACAACAGCAACACCCACAGCUGAGCUGAACUGUCCUGUCCUGUUUAAUUUCAGCUUCAGUCUAGCGAGUUACAAGUAUAACAUGCGAAACUACGUCGCACCUGACCUGUAAGUUACGCUAAUGGAAAUGUUUUCUCUUACAGGAAAUUUCAUAGUGCGUGUACUGGUGUGUGUAGCGUCGCUCCGAUUCAUUCAACGCACAGGGUUGACAGCGAGCUAUCAUUUAGAUUAGUAGCAGCCUGUCAACAGCUUUCCAGCAGAAAUGGUUGUGAUUUGCCUUCGUUUUUGUCAAAAGGCAUUUUCACCGACCCUCAGCCGAGUGCGGACAUUACUCCUGUGUCACAAACAGUCUCUUAAUGGCUGCAGCUCCAGAGGUCCAGGCUUCCACUCGUCUGAUUUACACUCAACCGCAGUGUUUUGUUUGAACCGCUCCCCCAUCUGUCUCAGAACUAUUUCCCCAAGACUCCUUUCCUCUGCUCCAGUGUGUGUCCGACAGCUUCCGGUCCGCUCUCCAGCCUUCUGUGGCCCUGUGAAGAAGUUUCACACGUCAGCUGGACUCCGCGCACCGCCUCCUGUGCUGCUGUGGCUCCUGGCCAAACCUCUGCAGAAGAUCACAGCCAUCAUCCUGGGAAGAAGUAUCAGGAAAUGGUGGAAGGCUUUGCCACCCUAUAAGAAGCGGCUCUUUCGUGAGUGGGCGUGGCAGCGGCGAUGGCGACUGACAGGUGUUGGCACAGGGCUGCUGGUCUUCAUUUUGUUCUUCUUCCUCAUCUACAUGGAAGAGAGUCCUGUGACUGGCAGAAGCAGGUUACUGGUUUUCAGCAAGGAGAACUUUAUUCAACUGACCGAGCAUGCUUCAGAAAUGUACUUAGAGGAAUAUGGGAAUUCGUUCAUCCCUGAUUCCGAUCCGAGGACUCAGGUGGUUAAGCGGGUGGUCCAACACUUGGUCGACAGUAACCAGGACAUUGAAGGGAUGAAUUCUGUACCCUGGACUGUUCACGUGAUCGAGAAGCCCAUCAUCAACGCUUUCGUCAUGCCUAAUGGGAUGAUAUUUGUCUUUACAGGAAUGCUGGAAGCUGUUGGAGACAUUCAUCAGCUGGCUUUUGUCCUGGGGCAUGAGAUGGCCCAUGCUCUGAUCGGUCACGCCGUGGAGCAGGCUAGUUUGUCUCAUGUGCUGGAUUUGUUAUCUAUGAUCCUGUUGACAAUGAUUUGGGCGAUCUGUCCGCGAGAUAGUCUCGCUUUGUUGGGCCAGUGGAUACAAGGCACACUAGUUAAGAUCUUGUUUGACAGGCCUUACAAUCGUAAACUGGAAGCGGAGGCUGAUCAGGUUGGACUUCAGCUGGCGGCUAAGGCAUGUGUGGAUGUGAGAGCUGGGCCUGUGUUUUGGCAGCAGAUGGAGUUAUUCGAUCAAUUAAAAGAAGAGCCCACUAUGCCUGAGUGGUUUUCCACCCACCCCACCCACCACAGUCGCAUCACACACCUUGACCACCUUAUCCCAGAGGCUCUAGAGCUCCGUGCGAGAUGCGGCUGCCCUGCUCUUUCUGACCCUGAUCCCCGGGCUGUCUUUUCCAAGACUGCGCAACUGUUGCUCAAGAACGUAGAGAAAGAAAAAAACAAAGCCAAAGAGUUGAAGGAGAGAAAACCAGCGGAAGGAACACAGCAGAGAGUCCAGCCUCAGUUAGGGGCAGCGUUGGUUAUAUCAGCCCAACAGCAGAAUCUGCUCAGUAAAGAAGACUCGACUGAAAUCCACCUGCUGCGUAAAGAGGUUUAACCAAAAAUGAAUGGGUUGUUUUAAAUGAUGCGCCAUACUUUACAAAUAAUAGCGUUAUUGUUCUGUAUGGUCAAUAGCUUUAUAAUAAACCUUGUUCUUCAGUUUACCAGCUUUGGCAAUCUGGCAGUAAUGUAGCCUAAUAUUUGCUUUGGCAAUAAUGCAAAUUAACACUAAGUGAAUAUGUAGAUGCCUUGUAGCUGUGAUGGCCAGCUGAGAUGGCCACAACCACUGUGAAGAGUGACCUCAAUGAUAGGUUGGCAGCCAUGUUGUGUAAACAUACAUUACCAAAAGUCAAAAGUUUAGAAACACUCUUUCUUUAUUUUUUAUCCACAUUGUAGAAUAAUAAUAGUCAUCAAAACUCUGGAGUAACACAAAGGGAUCUAUGGGAAUUAUGUUGUGAUAAAAAAAAAAAAUCCAAAAUAAAUGAAAAUAAUUUAAUAUUUUAGCAUCUUCAAAGUAGACUCCCUUUUUGUGUAGAAUUUCUAGAAAUGUAUGCUUGGCAUUUUUCUCAACCGAUUUCUUGAGGAAUUCCCCUGAGAUGCUUUUUAGACAGUUUUAAAGGAGUUCCCGCCUACGCUGGACUCUUAUUUAAAAAAAUGGUCAUCUGUUUAAAAAAAAAAAAAAAAAGAUUUUUUUCUAAAUAAAAUGUUAGUCUUCUAAUGAAAGAAACGAAUAUGUUGGCACGAUUAUAAUUUUGUCUACAACACUGAUUUCAAACAUUUAAUCAUACACCUUCAGAUCAAAAGAUUUUUAAGAUCAUGAGAAACAUUUCAGUCAGGCGUCUCUAAACAUUUGACUGGUAGUGUAUGUGUAGUUAAAAUAAAGUAUAACACAGACUUAAGAUGGAAUGAACUUUGUGGCAAAUUUUUUGUUUUCUUUUCAUAGCAGGGGUUCUCAAACAAGGGCGUACAAGCCCACAUGGGGUUGCUUACAAAAUCUCAUCUUUUGUUGUAUUCAUUUCUUUUACAAAUUAAUAUUAGAAAUAUUUAUUGGGAGUCACAUUCAAGCAAGACUCAUUUACACAAAGAGUUCAACAUUGAAAUUGAUUAUGCAAGAAAGAACAUGUGCAAGUUCAGUAUUCCCACUAGACUGAUAAGUCUAAUGCAUGGAAUAUUCUUUUGGUUUUACAUCACUAUUGUUGCACAUAUGUUACUGACAUAAUAAUGUCCAAUGUAGUGGGGCUACGCUGGCUUAGGGGUUAGCUUCGCAUGUUUGCCUCGCACCUUCGGGGUUGGGGGUUUGAAUCCUGCCUUCGCCCUGUGUGUGAGGAGUUUGCAAGUUCUCACCGUGCUUUGAGGGUUUCCUCCCCCAGUGAUUGGCAUGUCUAAAUUGUCCAUAAUGUGUGUGAUUGGCACCUCGGCCAGGGUGACCCCUGCCUUGUGCCCCGAGGCCCCUGGGAUAGGCUCCACGCUCCCCGUGAUCCUGUGCAGGAUAAGUGCUAUGGAAAAUGGAAGGCUUGAUGGGGAAAAAAUGUUGUGUGGUCACCGCUUGGGGUUGAAGAAAAUUCAUAACAUCCAUUUGGGGUUGUUUGGCCAAAUUGUUUGGGGACCCGUGGUGUAUGCGUAAAUGGUUUGCUCAGGGAUUUUAUCAUGAUUUUCACUGUUGCUCAUUUAAAAAAACAAAAACAAAUUAUAUCAUUCAACUAUAACAAUAGAAAUACUUCUGCACAUUGUAGACGAUUUGUUCUUCUUAAAAUGUGAAAUCUUUAUAUUCGUUUUGUGUGUUUCUAAAAAGAAUGUGCCUAGUAGGCUGUGUUGAGAGGAAAAAAUAAACAUUUUUAUCAUUGCUG